Misgurnus anguillicaudatus (oriental weatherfish) is the source of this 1415-nucleotide messenger RNA. The record is from RefSeq and is a predicted model, not a curated record. Lineage: Eukaryota; Metazoa; Chordata; Actinopteri; Cypriniformes; Cobitidae.
CCCCGUUCGCGCGCAGUUCCUCUGACAGCAGUCGGCGUGAAAUGUGCAACUUCAUGAGUUCAAAGUCAUGCAAGCAGUCAUGAAAGUAAAAUUAAACGAGUUUGUGUAGGUCUACACGCGAGUGUAAUGUGAAUUAUGCGGGUUUAUGUGCAAGUUAAUCGUUUUUUUAUGUUUAUAAGUGGACGGAGUUUAUCAGUUUGAUCACUAUGUGUGUUUGUGAUGUAAGCGGUCAAACAGUCGUCAGAUCGGUGUAAACUACUAAAGUUCGGUGCUUUUGUCGUGAUUUUGAGUGGUGAAUCUCAACAGGUGCUGUGAGAGGAUCAGAUGCUUUUCUGACCGCGUGUGCGAGUGUUUUUGAGGCCAUAUGUGAAUGGAUCAGGUCAGGAUGGGUAAUCCUGUUCAUGAAAGACAGGGGGCGCUAACACAGGGUGAGGUGCUGCCACGCCCCUCCUCCAGCCAAUCAGAGGGUUUGAACCAGGGUCGAAGGGUUCUUAAUUCUUUACUGUCAGGAGCGCUCGCAGGCGCUGUGGCUAAAACAGCCGUCGCCCCUCUGGACCGAACUAAAAUCAUCUUCCAAGUGUCAUCAAACCGAUUCUCAGCUAAGGAAGCAUACAGGUUAAUUUACCGCACGUAUCUUAAGGAUGGAUUCUUCAGUUUGUGGAGAGGAAACUCGGCCACUAUGGUUCGAGUGAUCCCAUACGCUGCCAUUCAGUUCUGUGCUCAUGAACAGUACAAGAGGAUUCUGGGACAGUAUUACGGCUUUCAGGGCAAAGCUUUGCCUCCUGUACCUCGACUGUUGGCUGGUUCACUGGCCGGCACCACGGCUGCCAUGCUCACGUACCCGCUGGACAUGGUCCGUGCACGAAUGGCCGUCACACCCAAAGAAAUGUACAGUAACAUCCUGCACGUGUUUGUCCGUAUCUCACGUGAGGAGGGAUUGAAGACGCUCUAUAGAGGAUUUACUCCCACUAUAUUAGGUGUCGUACCGUAUGCAGGACUCAGUUUCUAUACCUAUGAGACCCUAAAGAAACUUCACACAGAGCGCACUGGCCGUCAGCAGCCGUACUCGUACGAGCGUCUGGCGUUCGGGGCGUGCGCGGGCCUGAUCGGUCAAUCUGCCUCUUACCCAUUGGAUGUGGUGCGCAGGCGCAUGCAGACGGCGGGUGUCACGGGUCACACGUACGGCACCAUCGCGGGCACCAUGCGGGAGAUCGUAGCGGAAGAGGGCGUGAUCCGCGGUCUCUAUAAGGGUCUGAGUAUGAACUGGGUGAAAGGUCCGAUCGCCGUGGGCAUCAGCUUCAUGACCUUCGACCUCACGCAGAUCCUCCUGCGCAAAUUUCAGCUGUUAGGUUAUAAUGCACGAUAGCGGCGUGGAGACGGGUGACCGCUAUUGAAAGUUGAGGUUGUGCUCUGUG